GGUGGAGCCUGUGGUUGGCAAAGGCCCGGCGGGAAGCCGGGGCUCUGAGUGGAUGGGGAGGCGAGUGGGGCCGGCGACAUGGCUGUGGAUUUGGAGGAUGACGAAAAUGACUACCACGAGAGCAUUAAUUCCUUGUACAAGCCUGCAGAUGUUACGGCCCAAGAAGAGGAACCACUCCUUGAGGAGCCAGUGCAGGACAGACCCACUUCUUACAAACCUAAGGACCACUUUAAUGGCACCUAUAUUAUUUUCUUCAUUCUGGGGACCGGCUCACUUUUGCCAUUGAACUUCAUAAUGACUGCGAAGCAUUACUGGAUGUAUAAGCUUCAGAACUGCUCAGAAGAGCUGUCUCCAGCAGAACAGAGACCCUCAGAUAUCCGUGACUUCUUUGAAAGCUACAUUUCCGUGGCUUCCACUGUGCCUUCGGUGCUCUGCUUGAUUGGGAACUUCCUACUAGUCAACAAGGUCUCAGUUCAUGUGCGUAUUCUGUCCUCCUUGGGUGUCGUGCUGGCUGUCUUGAUGGUGAUCACAGUGUUGGUGAAAGUGGACACCUCUUCUUGGACUCCUACAUUUUUUGUAAUCACCUUGGCCUGUGUGGCCAUCACCAGCAGUGCCACCACCGUCUUCAGCAGUAGCGUCUUUGGACUCACGGGGUAUUUCCCCAUACAGAAUUCUCAAGCACUGAUUUCAGGUCAGGCCAUGGGAGGAACGGUGAGUGCUGUGGCAUCCGUGGUGGAUCUGGCAGCAGCAUCCAGUGUUACUGACAGUGCUCUGGCCUACUUCUUGAUGGCGGAUGUCUUCAUUGUUCUGUGCAUUGGGAUAUACCUGAUCCUUCCCAAGUUAGAAUAUUCCAGGUAUUAUAUAAAAUGCCACAAAGACAACACACAGGCCGCGUGCAUGUUGCCUGGUGAUAAUUUGGAGGAAGGUGAUUCAGCAGCUGGUAAGACCAGAGUAAUGACACCAAGGACAAUCCGUACAGGAAGCGUGCCUCCUUUGUCAGCCAUCCUGGAAAAGACUGGCAUGCUGGGAUUCUGUGUCUUCUAUGUCUAUUUCAUCUCUAUCAUCAUUUCCCCUGCAGUCUCCUCUGGCAUAGAAUCUGUCUCUGAGGACCUGGGGAACUUGUGGGCAGAUAAGUACUUCACGCCCCUAACUAGCUUCCUUCUGUACAAUUUUGCUGACUGGUGUGGGAGGCAGAUCACUGCCUGGAUCCAAGUCCCGGGACCCAAGAGUAAGCUGCUGCCCACUAUGGUUUUGCUGAGAACUUUUUUGGUGCCCAUCUUCAUGCUUUGCAACUAUCAGCCUCGGAUGCACAUCACAAGGGUGCUCUUUGCUCAGGACAUCUACCCGGUGGUCUUCACGGUAUUACUGGGAUUCAGCAAUGGUUACUUGAGUACGUUGUCUAUCAUCUACGGCCCCAAGGUCACGCCUAAAGAACUGUCAGAGUCAGCAGGGGUGCUGAUGAUGGUGUUUAUGCAAUUGGGGCUGGCUAUGGGCGCUGCCUUCUCCGUUCUCGUGGUCCAUCUCAUCUAGAAGAGAAGUGUGCAAGUAUUUUCUCUGAGCUCAGUCAGUAAUGGGAUAUUUUCAAAAGUGUGGGGGGGGGAAUGCACAUGUGCAGAGUGUGAAUGCUUUCCUUUUCUAAGCAGAUGAAGAGAGCUGUGUACAGUUUGGAUCACCCAUCUUAAAAAAAAAGAAAAAAAACACUAUAGAGACAUAAAAGGGUCAGAAAUGGGUAACCAAAGUGAUCAAGGGGAGGAGCAUCUUUCCUGUGAAGAAAGGCUGAAAAGUUUGAGGCUUUUCAAUUUGGGGGGAAAGAUGAGAAAUGGCAGGCCAUGAUAGAAAUUUAUAAAAUUAUGUGCGAGGUAGAGGAAGAGAACUGUUUUCUCCUGCUCAUAGUUUAUGAACACACAAUGAAGUUGAUGGGCAAGGAAUACACGGCAGACAAACAACAUGUAAUUAAUUUGUGGGACUUGCAUCUAUGGAAUGCGGUGAUGACCACUAGGCUAGAUGGUUGUAAAGGGGAAUUAAACAAAUUCAUGGGUGACAAGGCUGUAAAUUGACUAAAUGGAACCUUCAUGUUCAGAGGCAGUGUACCUCUGCAUGUUAGUUGGUGGGGAGAAGGGACUUUGGACCCUGCUGGGCACUUCCCAAGAUAUCUGGUUGGCUGCUGUGGGAACAGGAUGCUGAUCCAGGUGGACCAUUGGCCUGACCCAUGGGUUGCUCUUGUGUUCUAGUUCUCUUUCCUGAAGUGGUGAGGAAAAGCUUUAAAUAUAGGAUUCCACUUUUACAAGCUUGUGAGGCAUUGUUGAGCUCUCCUUCUUUUACAGCAGUGGGCUUUUCCCACUGUUUAUAAAGAUGUUUAUGGUUGUAGUGUACAGGCUGACUCUAUUUCAGAAUAUGUGCACUUUUCUCUUCAUUGGUGUUAAAGAAACCACUGGUGUCCUGUUGCAGGGAACUAGCAAUCAUUAAGGAUUCUAAAUGUUCCUUGUAUUUAAUCUUUGAGUCGUUUCUGUUAAUUCUGUUCAGCCUCUUCCUCUAAAACUGUGGUGUUUGUGAAUGGUGCUCUCUUUCUCCCAUUUCCCAAGCUUUCUAUGGGGUGAUUAAAAACAAAUUAAUAAUAAACGAUGAACUUUAUUCAGCUACCAGGAUUACAUAAGGCUAAAAUAAAGGACUGCCUGAAACCAUGUUUCUGGAAGAAAUAAAAUAUGUUCUCAAAAGAGGGCAUUAUGUAAUAAUAUUGAAUAGUGACUGGAUGCUUCAUGCUUUAUAGUUAGAAGCAAUCCUAAGCAGGUCCAUUUGGAAGUAAAUCCAAUGUUAUUCAAUGGAGCUUAUUUCCUAGAGAGUGUCCUCAGGAUUGCAGCCUGAAUAACAGUACAAAAAUUAUGAUAGGUCUGCUUAGUUUUCCUUUCUUCCUAUAGUUAGUUUAUUAGAAUUAAUACUGUAUUGUGUUUCAAGGUACAGAAGUGUCUACAAGAAUUAGAUUAUUUUGAACGAAGAUAUUUCUAGGUCUACAUUUUGAACUGUUUUAUGCUUUUUUUUCUAUUGGAAGACAAUUUAUUUGCAAUUGAGGGAAAUUUUCAAAACUUCUUUUGCACCUGGUACAAGUUACACUGCCCUAGAGUUCCUUCAUACAUGAUACUUUCCAAUGUAUAUCCUGUGCUUAGGAAUAAAAAAACCUGUACAAUGA
Molecule: messenger RNA, 3184 nt
Organism: Heteronotia binoei (common prickly gecko)
Lineage: Eukaryota; Metazoa; Chordata; Lepidosauria; Squamata; Gekkonidae
Gene: SLC29A3
Product: solute carrier family 29 member 3
Exons: 6
Coding region: 79-1530 (483 amino acids)
Biological process (GO): nucleoside transmembrane transport
Cellular component (GO): Golgi apparatus; plasma membrane
Molecular function (GO): nucleoside transmembrane transporter activity
Source: RefSeq, a predicted model, not a curated record